Molecule: messenger RNA, 2409 nt
Organism: Quercus lobata
Lineage: Eukaryota; Viridiplantae; Streptophyta; Magnoliopsida; Fagales; Fagaceae
Product: Pyridoxal phosphate (PLP)-dependent transferases superfamily protein
Exons: 2
Coding region: 383-1738 (451 amino acids)
Source: RefSeq, a predicted model, not a curated record
AAAAAAAAAAGUAAAAAAAAAAAAGAGGAAAUAUUAAGGAUUAUUCUUUUCCUUUCUCACAAUAAUGCGAGAACUAUGCUGGGAUACCAAAUUACCAAUAUUCUCUCUCACGUGAGUAACACACACAUAAAAAAGAGCAGCAGAGAGAGAGCGAGAGAGGGAAGGAGACAAGAAGAGUGGAGGGUAUGAAAUGUCAGAAGCUGAUUAGUUUAUUCAGUUAAUGGAAGGUGGAACCUCCCAUGACACCCACUUGUAACUGGUUCUUGUUUUUUUCAACUCAGUUUCUGACCCUUUCUUCUCUCAAAUUCAACCUCUUCAAACUCCAAACCCUACAAACUCUACAGCCCCCCACCACCACCACCACCCAAAACUCCAUCGCACCAUGGGCUCCCAAUCUCACCCUCACCCUCAUCUCAAUGGUGACUCCAAUACCCACAUCCCAAAAAAGCCAAAGCUUUCAUCUUUAUCAUCUUCUUUAAUCACUGAAGCUGAAAUCCAAAACGAAUUCAACCACCAUGACCCCACCGUAGCUCGCAUCAACAAUGGUUCCUUUGGCUGUUGCCCUCUCUCCAUUAUCCAGUCCCAGCAAGAACUGCAACUCGAAUUCCUUCGCCAACCUGAUCACUUCUACUUUUCCGAACUCAAACCGGGCAUUCUCAAGUCCCGCAUCCUCAUCCAACGCCUCAUCAAUGCCCACCACCUUGAUGAAAUCUCCAUCGUCGAUAACGCCACCACUGCAGCCGCCAUCGUCCUCCAAAACAUCGCCUGGUCUUUCGCUGAAGGCAAAUUCAAUCAUGGUGAUGUUGCCAUUAUGCUUCACUAUGCUUAUGGUGCUGUGAAAAAGUCCAUUGAGGCCUAUGUCACCCGUGCCGGCGGUCAUGUUAUCGAGGUACAUUUGCCCUUCCCUGUGAAUUCUAAAGAUGAGAUUGUGUUUGAGUUUAGGAAGGCUUUAGAGAAAGGGAAAGAGAACGGUAAGAAAGUGAGGUUAGCUGUGAUUGAUCACAUAACUUCAAUGCCUAGUGUGGUUAUACCUGUUAAGGAAUUGGUUAGGAUUUGUAGGGAGGAAGGUGUGGAUCAAGUUUUUGUGGAUGCAGCUCAUGGAAUUGGGUGUACUGAUGUUGAUAUGCAAGACAUUGGUGCUGAUUUUUACACUAGUAAUUUGCAUAAGUGGCUCUUUUGCCCGCCUUCCAUUGCGUUUUUGUAUUGUAGGAAGUCGCCUGGGUGCAUAGACUUGCACCAUCCGGUUGUGUCUCACGAGUAUGGAAAUGGGUUGGCUGUGGAAAGUGCUUGGAUUGGAACUAGGGACUAUAGUGCUCAGUUGGUGGUUCCUAAGGUGUUUGAUUUUGUCAAUAGGUUUGAGGAUGGUAUUGAGGGGAUCAAGAAGAGGAAUCAUGAUAAUGUUGUGGAGAUGGGGCAGAUGUUGGCAAAAGCGUGGGAGACAAAUCUUGGAUGCCCUCCGGAGAUGUGUGCUAGCAUGAUCAUGGUUGGGUUGCCAGCUUGUUUGGGGAUUUCAAGUGAUUUGGAUACUUUGAAGUUGAGGACACAUUUGAGGGAGAAGUUUGGUGUGGAAGUGCCUAUUUAUUACAGGGCACCAAAAGAUGGGGAGUUUGAUGUGGUAACUGGGUAUGCAAGGAUUUCUUAUCAAGUCUACAACAAAGUUGAGGAUUAUCACAAGUUCCGGGACGCAAUCAACCAGCUUGUUGGUGAUGGGUUCACUUGCGCUCUUCUUUAUAAUUGAAGAGACCUUCCACUUGUUUUAUACCAUCUCUCCUACCAAUGAGAUUUAUACCCUGUCACAACUCACUUCUUACCACAGAAAAGCAAAGCCCCUUUCCGAAAAGGAGACACAUCAAGUACAAAUAGUUUUAAAACCUAUAGAAUACACUUUUUCUAUGAGAUUCACAAAAAUUUGUAUAAUCAUCUUAACCACAAGGGUAAGCAUUGAUAUGGCAACAUCUUUGUGCGUCAUUCUCAUUACUUGCAACUAGACAUUAGUUUGUAAUCAGAGCGGUAAGGAUGCUGUGUUUCAGAUUGCUCGGAGUGCUAUUACUUGAUCUUUGUUAGCUUGUCUAUCUCGAAUAUAAUUUCAAUGUUUCACUUUCUGAAAAUUCUGUGGAUUAGUUGUUGCUGAAAAACGAAGGAAAACAUUAUUAGAACGAAUGAUUAUUUAAAGUCCAGAAUGGUUGAGCAGGAUUCCUUUCCCUUCCCCUGCCCUGUUAAUUCCAUUAUGUGUGUAAUUUGGAAAUCUUUUCAAGCACCAUGAGCAGAUUGUCUCCCUUCACCCCUUUCUUCCCUCCUUUUGAGAUUAAGCACUACUGAUAUCUUUCCAAUUUGCUGUUAUAUUUUGGUCUCACCAAUUUUUGUAAGUCUGAAAACUCAUAACCUACUACUCCUUCUUUAUUAAUCUUA